CUUUGACUUGGUUGUGGUUUGUAUAUUCUGUGAUACUUCCUUUCCUUGCCGUAUAUUUCCUGUUAAUUCCUCCUCAUUCCUUUUGUCGUGACCAUGGCCGAUACGAAGAAGAAGGAACCGGCAACUGCUGCUCCAAAAGCAGCUGAUCCUGCACCAAAGAAACCUGCAGGUGCUGGGAAAAAGAAGGCUUUGAGUAAAAAACUCCCUGCCGUUCCAGAGUCUGUAUUGAAGAGGCGCAAGAACCGAGAUGCCAAGAAAGCUAUUAAACUGAAGGUUGCUUUAAAGAAACGAGGGGAGCUUUUCAAGAAGAGGAAAGAAAUUUUCAAACGUGCUGAGAAGUAUGUUAAGGAGUACAGAACCAAGGAGCGUGAUGAAAUCAGACUUGCACGUCAGGCCAAACACAAGGGAAAUUAUUAUAUUCCUGCAGAGGCCAAACUUGCAUUUGUUAUCCGAAUUAGAGGUGUGAACCAAGUCGCUCCAAAAGUUCGCAAAGUGUUGCAGCUCUUCAGAUUGAAGCAGAUCAACAACGGCGUAUUUAUUAAACUUAACAAGGCCACAAUCAAUAUGUUGAGAAUCUGCGAACCCUACAUCACUUGGGGAUACCCCAACCUGAAGAGUGUUCGAGAUCUCAUCUACAAACGUGGAUUCGCCAAGAUCAAGUUGCAGCGCAUCCCUAUCACCUCUAACACAAUCAUUGAGAAGAAGCUGAAAAGAUCCGACAUAAUCUGUGUUGAAGACUUGAUCCAUGAAAUCUUCACCGUUGGACCCAACUUCAAGUAUGCAUCCAACUUCCUCUGGCCGUUUAAGCUGAACACACCAACAGGAGGAUGGCGGAAGAAGACAACUCACUACGUAGAAGGAGGUGACUUUGGUUGCAGGGAGGACAAGAUUAACCAUCUUCUAAGAAAAAUGGUUUAACUUUACUUGUAAACAAAUAAACCUCUUUUUAUGUUAA
Homalodisca vitripennis (glassy-winged sharpshooter) is the source of this 955-nucleotide messenger RNA. RefSeq names its product 60S ribosomal protein L7 (gene RpL7). The transcript has 7 exons. Gene Ontology annotation, molecular function: structural constituent of ribosome; RNA binding. Bases 94 to 918 code for a protein of 274 amino acids. The record is from RefSeq and is a predicted model, not a curated record. Gene Ontology annotation, cellular component: cytosolic large ribosomal subunit. Lineage: Eukaryota; Metazoa; Arthropoda; Insecta; Hemiptera; Cicadellidae. Gene Ontology annotation, biological process: maturation of LSU-rRNA from tricistronic rRNA transcript (SSU-rRNA, 5.8S rRNA, LSU-rRNA).